GCUUUGGGGGUCAUUCAUAAGACUGAGAGCUACGGCCACCACUGGGACACGCGGAGCUGGGACUUGGGGACUUGAUUGUUGUGGUUGUUGGGGCUGCGGAAUUCUGUUUAUUAUUUUUUUCUUCCGGAAAGUUUUUGGAAGGAUUCUUCUGGAUAAUUCUACAUUUUACUUUGGAGGACCCACUUACUUUUUUUCGUCCUCUUUAUUACUCCCUUUCCCUUGGGGGACCCGCCGGACGCGUGGAGGAGACAGCACCUGAAGCAGAUUCUAUACAGCGGGACAGCGCUUUCCGCCUCUGGGGGAGCGAUCCCCCCGACCGCACGACCCCACGCCACUGGGUCCUACGGAGCCUGGACUUUCAGGCGGCACAGCGGCAUCUUGUGGGGGCCUGAGCACCGCAGAGGAAUUGCACCGAAACUUUGCCGUUGUUGGAACGGGACGCUGCCCCCCACCCCGAGGUUCCCCGGACAGCGCACUUUGGGGACGCGCUCGGCUCACCCCGGACUCGCACCUUUCGUCCCCCACCCGGCCAUAGCCUUGGCUUCCCGGCGACCUCAGCGUGGUCACAGGGCCCCCCCUGUGCCCAGGGAAAUGUUUCAGGCUUUCCCCGGAGACUACGACUCCGGCUCCAGGUGCAGCUCCUCACCCUCUGCCGAGUCUCAGUACCUGUCUUCGGUGGACUCCUUUGGCAGCCCACCCACCGCCAGCGCCUCCCAGGAGUGCGCCGGUCUUGGGGAAAUGCCCAGUUCCUUCGUGCCCACGGUCACCGCGAUCACAACCAGCCAGGACCUCCAGUGGCUCGUGCAACCCACCCUCAUCUCUUCCAUGGCUCAGUCCCAGGGACAGCCCCUGGGCUCCCAGCCCCCAGCCGUCGACCCCUAUGACAUGCCUGGAACCAGUUACUCCACGCCAGGCAUCAGUGGCUACAGCAGUGGCGGAGCCAGUGGCAGCGGUGGGCCUUCCACCAGCGGGACCACCAGUGGACCUGGGCCUGCCCGCCCAUCCCGAGCCCGGCCUAGGAGACCCCGAGAGGAGACGCUUACCCCGGAGGAGGAGGAGAAGCGAAGGGUGCGCCGGGAAAGGAACAAACUGGCAGCAGCUAAAUGCAGGAACCGUCGGAGGGAGCUGACUGACCGACUCCAGGCGGAGACAGAUCAGCUGGAGGAGGAAAAGGCGGAGCUGGAGUCAGAGAUCGCCGAGCUCCAAAAGGAGAAGGAGCGCCUGGAGUUUGUGCUGGUGGCCCACAAACCGGGCUGCAAGAUCCCCUACGAAGAGGGGCCGGGCCCCGGCCCGCUGGCGGAGGUGAGAGAUUUGCCGGGGCCAGCGCCCGCUAAGGAAGAUGGUUUCGGCUGGCUGCUGCCGCCCCCGCCACCACCGCCCCUGCCCUUCCAGACCGGCCAGGACGCACCCCCCAACCUGACAGCUUCUCUCUUUACACACAGUGAAGUCCAAGUCCUCGGCGACCCCUUCCCCGUUGUUAACCCUUCGUACACUUCUUCGUUUGUCCUCACCUGCCCGGAGGUCUCCGCGUUCGCCAGCGCCCAUCGCACCAGCGGCAGCGACCAGCCUUCCGACCCCCUGAACUCGCCCUCCCUUCUCGCUCUGUGAACUCUUGAGACUCAAAACAGACAAACACACGGGGGAGACUUGCAAGAGGAGGAGGAGGAGGAGGAAGAGGGGAGAAGGGGGACGAGGCUGAGCGGGUGCGUGGCUCCCCCGCCUCUCCUGCCGGACUCUGCAGCCCCCGCACCGCACCGCACCGGACAGGAGGGCCUCCUGGGUUUUGCGCUGCCUCUGGUGUCUGUGGCCCCGCGAGGCCAGGAAGCUGGUGACUUUGGGGGCAGCGGGUGGGGAGGGGAUGGGGGUGUCCAUCCCCAGCUGCCUGUUGGUCGUCUG
Myotis brandtii (Brandt's bat) is the source of this 1896-nucleotide messenger RNA. It is a transcript of the gene FOSB, whose product is annotated as FBJ murine osteosarcoma viral oncogene homolog B. The record is from RefSeq and is a predicted model, not a curated record. Lineage: Eukaryota; Metazoa; Chordata; Mammalia; Chiroptera; Vespertilionidae. Gene Ontology annotation, biological process: regulation of transcription by RNA polymerase II. Gene Ontology annotation, molecular function: DNA-binding transcription factor activity, RNA polymerase II-specific; RNA polymerase II cis-regulatory region sequence-specific DNA binding. Bases 592 to 1608 code for a protein of 338 amino acids. The transcript has 4 exons. Gene Ontology annotation, cellular component: nucleus.